Molecule: messenger RNA, 891 nt
Organism: Camelina sativa (false flax)
Lineage: Eukaryota; Viridiplantae; Streptophyta; Magnoliopsida; Brassicales; Brassicaceae
Source: RefSeq, a predicted model, not a curated record
UUUGAAAUGCACAGUAAAGUCUCAAUGGCUUGGAUCGUUGGACUUGGUCCUAGCCUUGGACUUGUUCGGGUUCCCGGGGUUGGUCUCGUUUACACGGAGCUAGCUAGUGGAGUCCCUCACAUUUUCUCUCAUUUCAUUACAAAUCUACCGGCCAUUCAUUCAGUUGUGGUGUUCGUAUGCGUCAAGAACCUCCCUGUUUACACCGUCCCCGAGGAAGAGCGGUUCCUCGUUAAAAGGAUUGGUCCAAAAAACUUCCACAUGUUCCGUUGUGUUGCAAGGUACGGAUACAGAGAUUUGCACAAGAAAGAUGAUGACUUUGAGAAACGACUCUUUGAGAGCCUCUUCUUGUACGUCCGCCUUGAAUCAAUGAUGGAAGGAGGCUGUUCGGAUUCCGAUGAGUACAGCAUCUGCGGAAGCCAGCAACAGCAUAAAGAAACACUUGGGAACGGAAACGAGAACGAGAAUCUGGCAACGUUUGAUACAUUUGACUCGAUAGAGUCGAUAACGCCAGUGAAACGGGUGAGCCACACGGUGACAGCGUCGAGCCAGAUGAGCGGUGGAGUAGACGAGCUGGAGUUCAUAAAUAGGUGCCGUGAUGCAGGAGUGGUGCACAUUAUGGGGAACACGGUAGUUCGAGCCAGGAGAGAAGCGAGAUUCUACAAGAAGAUAGCCAUUGACUACGUGUAUGCGUUUUUAAGGAAGAUUUGUAGAGAACAUAGUGCUAUCUACAAUGUUCCUCAGGAAAGUCUUUUGAAUGUUGGUCAGAUUUUCUAUGUAUAAUGAUAUAAACAGUAUUUAUGUAUAUGCAUGUGUUUUAAAUACUCUGCUUGUAUGUUAAUAUGUCUCUGAUGUUGUAUAGUUUAUACCAAAAUUUUGGUGCAUGAGCAGAAA